AUGGGGCUGGACGCGCUUUCGCCAAGGAUGCUCCUGGGUCUGGUGGCCUUGGGGAUCGUUUUCUGCGGGGAGCUGUGUGUCUCCGCUGGCCUUGAUUAUGACUACACUUUUGAUGCGAGCGAAGAGGAUAAGACAGAGACUAUCGAUUACAAAGACCCGUGCAAAGCCGCUGUAUUUUGGGGUGAUAUUGCCUUAGAUGAUGAAGACUUAAAUAUCUUUCAAAUAGAUAGGACAAUUGACCUGACCCAGAACCCCUUUGGACAACUUGGACAUACCACAGGUGGACUUGGCGACCAUGCUAUAGCAAAGAAACGAGGGGCUCUCUAUCAACUUAUAGACCGGAUAAGAAGAAUUGGUUCUGGCUUGCAGCAAAACAGCACAGUUAAGGAAAAAGUACCUCAAAAAUUCUCAGGGCAAAAUGAGAAAAAUCGAGUUCCCAGAGCUGCUACAUCAAGAACAGAAAGAAUAUGGCCUGGAGGUGUUAUUCCUUAUGUCAUAGGAGGCAACUUUACUGGCAGCCAGCGAGCCAUGUUCAAGCAGGCCAUGAGACACUGGGAAAAGCAUACCUGUGUGACUUUCAUUGAAAGAAGCGAUGAAGAGAGUUACAUUGUAUUCACCUAUAGACCUUGUGGAUGCUGCUCCUACGUAGGUCGGAGGGGAAAUGGACCUCAGGCCAUCUCUAUUGGAAAGAACUGUGACAAGUUUGGAAUUGUUGUUCAUGAACUGGGCCAUGUGAUAGGCUUUUGGCACGAGCAUACACGACCAGAUCGAGACAACCAUGUAACUAUCAUAAGGGAAAACAUCCAGCCAGGUCAAGAGUACAAUUUUCUGAAGAUGGAGCCUGGAGAAGUGAACUCUCUUGGAGAACGAUAUGACUUUGACAGUAUCAUGCACUAUGCCAGGAACACCUUCUCAAGGGGGAUGUUUCUGGACACCAUUCUCCCCUCCCGUGAUGACAAUGGCAUUCGGCCGGUGAUUGGCCAGCGGACCCGGUUGAGCAAAGGAGAUAUUGCACAGGCAAGAAAGCUGUAUAGAUGUCCAGCUUGUGGAGAAACUCUACAGGACUCCAAUGGCAAUCUCUCUUCUCCAGGAUUCCCGAACGGCUACCCAUCUUACACACACUGCAUCUGGAGGAUCUCUGUGACCCCAGGGGAGAAGAUAGUCUUCAAUUUUACCACCCUGGAUCUCUACAAGAGCAGCUUGUGCUGGUACGACUAUAUUGAAGUGAGAGACGGGCACUGGAGAAAGUCGCCUCUCCUUGGUAGAUUCUGUGGGGACAAAGUACCUGAAGUUCUCACCUCUACAGACAGCAGGAUGUGGAUUGAGUUUCGUAGCAGCAGUAACUGGGUAGGAAAAGGGUUUGCCGCUGUGUAUGAAGCGAUCUGUGGAGGUGAGAUACGUAAAAACGAAGGACAGAUUCAGUCUCCCAAUUAUCCUGAUGACUAUCGACCGAUGAAAGAAUGUGUGUGGAAAAUCACGGUGUCUGAGGGCUACCAUGUCGGGGUGACCUUUCAGGCCUUUGAGAUUGAAAGACAUGACAACUGUGCUUAUGACCACUUAGAAAUUCGAGAUGGGACCAGUGAAAAUAGCCCCUUGAUUGGGCGUUUCUGUGGUUACGAUAAACCUGAAGAUAUAAGAUCCACCUCCAAUACCUUGUGGAUGAAGUUUGUUUCUGAUGGAACUGUCAACAAAGCUGGGUUUGCUGCUAACUUUUUUAAAGAGGAAGAUGAGUGUGCCAAACCUGACCGAGGGGGCUGUGAGCAGCGGUGUCUGAAUACCCUGGGCAGCUACCAGUGUGCCUGUGAGCCUGGUUAUGAGCUGGGGCCUGACAGAAGGGGUUGCGAAGCUGCCUGUGGCGGGCUUCUUACCAAGCUGAAUGGCACCAUAACCUCCCCUGGCUGGCCUAAAGAGUACCCUCCUAAUAAAAACUGUGUGUGGCAAGUGGUGGCACCAACACAGUACAGAAUUUCCGUGAAGUUUGAAUUUUUUGAACUGGAAGGGAAUGAAGUUUGCAAAUACGAUUAUGUGGAGAUUUGGAGUGGUCUUUCCUCUGAGUCCAAAUUGCAUGGCAAAUUCUGUGGUGCUGAAGUGCCUGAAGUGAUCACCUCGCAGUUCAAUAACAUGAGAAUUGAAUUCAGAUCGGACAACACUGUGUCAAAGAAGGGCUUCAAAGCACAUUUCUUCUCAGAUAAAGACGAAUGUUCUAAGGAUAAUGGUGGGUGUCAGCACGAAUGUGUCAACACUAUGGGAAGCUACACAUGUCAGUGCCGUAACGGGUUUGUCCUGCAUGAAAACAAACAUGAUUGCAAGGAAGCUGAAUGUGAGCAGAAGAUCCACAGCCCCAGCGGUCACAUCACCAGUCCCAACUGGCCAGACAAAUACCCAAGCAGGAAAGAGUGUACGUGGGAGAUCAGUGCCACUCCCGGCCACCGGAUUAAAUUAGCCUUUAGUGAGUUUGAGAUUGAGCAACAUCAAGAAUGUGCUUAUGAUCAUUUGGAAGUAUUUGAUGGAGAAACAGAAAAAUCACCAAUUCUUGGACGACUGUGUGGUAACAAGAUACCGGAUCCCCUUGUGGCUACUGGAAAUAAAAUGUUUGUUCGGUUUAUUUCUGAUGCAUCUGUUCAAAGAAAAGGCUUUCAAGCCACACAUUCUACAGAGUGUGGUGGUCGAUUGAAAGCAGAACCAAAACCCAGAGAUCUGUACUCACAUGCACAGUUUGGUGACAACAACUAUCCAGGACAGGUCGACUGUGAGUGGCUGCUCGUAUCAGAACGAGGCUCUCGACUUGAAUUAUCUUUCCAGGCCUUUGAAGUGGAAGAAGAGGCUGACUGUGGUUAUGACUAUGUGGAGCUCUUUGAUGGUCUUGAUUCAACAGCUGUGGGGCUCGGUCGAUUCUGUGGAUCUGGGCCAGCAGAAGAAAUCUAUUCCAUUGGAGAUGCAGUUUUAAUUCAUUUUCACACUGAUGACACAAUCAACAAGAAAGGAUUUUAUGUAAGAUACAAGAGCAUAAGAUAUCCAGAAAGCAUGCAUACCAAAAAAUAGCAUCUGAACCUCUAUCAGAACGUAAAGGCAUGUGCACAGUGGAGACAAGAUGUAUUUUUUUUUAAACUGAGGACAUUAGCACAAAUGUUUUAUAUAGUGAGUUUGAACAAAAGAAAACUGUAAGAUCAAAUUACACUCAUUGUACUGAAAGAGGAAUUUCCAGCUAAUGGUGACCAGCAUUACAGGAAUAUUUGAACUCUGCUUGAUGCAUUAAGAAAUCUGGUGGAUGGGCACCGCGUGCUUCAAGAAAAGACCCCAACAGCUUUUGUUCACAGCUUGAAACAGAUGCCUCAUGACUCAGACAGUUCACCUCUGGGGCCAUUACCCUGAAGGGUGUUCCUUUUGACUAUUUUCCAAGAUUUGGGGACAUACAAUGACCUUGCAGGUCAUAAAUUGGAAAACCCUUUACCUUUAGUGUAUUUCCCUUGACUUUGUAUCAAUGAUACAAUGUAAGCCAGAUUCAUGUAAGGUGAUGUGAAGUGGGAGUCUUUGGAGGGUGGUUUUUACCAUGUGUGUGCACGUGCGUGUGUGCGUGCGUGUGUGCGUGUAUGUGUGUGCAAUGUCUGGAAACUGGAAUAUUUCAGCUUUAUUAUUUUCACUCGUAGGCCAAUUUAACUUCUGUAAAAUGCAAAUAAUAUUGAGACCACUUCAUUGUACUUACAUUUUGACAAGUUCAGAGUGUUGAUAGUAUCUACUAAUGCAGUUAAAGUCUAGACAUCACUUAUUUAAUUACUGGAAAAUGCCCAGUUGAUUGGUAAACUCAGUUCCUUCUAAGGACUGCUGCCUUUUCACACAAAACGUAAGAGCCCUGUGAUGUCUUACAAUCCUUAUGAGAAAACUCCUGCAUGGUAUGCACAGGGUUCUUCUAAGUGACUGCCUGGAUGAUUCAUACUCAAAUUACUACUGCUGCUAUUGUCUUUCUUUUGUUGAUGAUGAAUUAUUGUUGUAGUUAUUAUUGUUGAUGUCAUGGUUAGUGUUUUUUUAAAAAAUCGAAUGAAGUGGAAGUGGCCCUUGUGAGAAUUUAAAAAUCUCUCUAUAUUUGCUUCCUGGAAUUCAGUUCAAAAAAUGCAACGUUGAAAAGGCUUUUUGUUUUGUUUUGUUUUUUUUUCAGAAAAACUUCCUAUGGUGCUAUUCCAUAAACUUUUUUUUAAAACAAUUUUUUGACCUUUGAGCCAACUGUAGACUAUGAAUGUCUCCAUAUGUCUGGCUGGUAGCAUUUGAAGAAUAAAGACUUUCAAGAGUAUAUCAUUGCAAAGGCAGAUACAUAUAUCUCCUGUGGAACAACUACUUAUAUUGCCUUAGAAUUCUUGCACAUGAUCCAACAGCUCUUCCUAGAAACACACCUUUUGAAAUAUUGGACAUAAUAGUGUAUGUUAAUCAGCAGAUCCAUGAGGAAAACCCAUUUCCCUGACUGAGACAUUGGACAUAAACAUGGUGACCUGCUUUUGUUGUAGAAAAUGUAAUUUUAGGAUGAAUUUCCUGCUUUACAGCCAUGUAUGUUUUUAAUAUUACUGUAUGUAUAUGUGAGAUUGUCUGAGUGAGUGAACCUACAAGAAAAUGAAGAGUAAUAGUUGCUUAAAAAGUCAAAACUUAUGUGCCAAGUUCUACUAGAAUCCUGCUUGAAAUAGCACCUUUCUUAGCUUUCAUGGACAAAUAAUGGAAACUACUAAGUAUUAUCAACCCCGUUAAAGAAAGACUCUUUCCUUUAGAGAAUCUCUAUUUUAAUAUUUUUGAUGUUGAUGUCAGUUGCUGUGUGACCUGUCCAUGAACACUGAACAUUUAAUAAAAUCGGUAUAUUUCUUUGUUUUUACAAAAUUAAACUUUACACACAGACACAGCUUAUUUGUUCUUUUUCUCAUUGUUGACCUGAAAAGUCUUUCCCUGCAUAUGAUCUGUAAAGUGUAAAUACAUUUUUGAAACCCAUGUUUUGAUCUCAUUGAAUGUUACUUUGAAAAUGUACUAUUGCCUGCAGUGUAGAUAAGUCUUUUAGUGGAUCUGAUUUAUUCCAGUAACUUCUAACAUAUUUGUUCACUAAUCUCCAGUUAACCCGUUAUACCAGGAAUGAUGAAGAGAGAAAAGGCAUUCACACUGGAAGCGCUCUGUACCAUUCUGAGCUCUGUGCUAGGGAUGUACAUUCUUAAACUCUGUACUGCCCUUUGAAAAUUGUGAGAAGGUUCUCAUUUUGUAGUCCAGGGACUAAGACACAGAACCUUUAAAUAACAGGGUCAGAGUGCAAAGUUAGAUGUGUACACACAGCUUGUGUAGCAUCAACAUCUGUGCUGGUUCUACAAAAUAUAGUGGAAUCGAACUUGACAUAUAUAUAUGCACUUAAGUAGUAGGAUUUUAAUGAUGAAACUUUACCAUAUAAAGUAAAUUUUAGGGGUGAAUCACAGUAACACUUUCAGGAUAAAUACAUUGUUCCUUUUUGGAACAGCAUGAGAAUAGAAUGUCAAUUGUAGAUAUCUUUAAGAAGCAGAGUUAAUAUUAAGAGUUAAAGACACACACAAACUAUAGUUUGGAGUUCAUAUGAACCUUUUGUUAAAAUAAAUAUAUUAAAUUAUUUUACCUGGCAUGGUAGGGAAAAUGUAGUGUCCUACUCUAAGAAAUAGUCUGGGUAUUCCAGUUGACAUCUUAUUAGGCCACACUGAGCUGUGCUCAACACAUGCAGAUAUUUUUUGACCACCAGGAAAUUAUAGAAGGCUUUUAGAAGGCAUAUUGUUAUAACUUGUGAUCUUCAAUGUGGACAUUAAUUUUUAUUGUAUCUUGUGUGAGGUAUUAGUUUAUUGAAUAUUAUAUUAAUUCAAUAUUUGCCUUAAAUGUAUUGUCAAAUGAAAAUAUAGACAGCUUCAUUGUUGUUUGGUUAAUAACUGUUAGUUAUUGUUUUAGGCAUUUUAUUAAAUUAAUUUUGUAAAUUA
Molecule: messenger RNA, 5957 nt
Organism: Cavia porcellus (domestic guinea pig)
Lineage: Eukaryota; Metazoa; Chordata; Mammalia; Rodentia; Caviidae
Gene: Tll1
Product: tolloid like 1
Exons: 21
Coding region: 1-3042 (1013 amino acids)
Biological process (GO): proteolysis
Molecular function (GO): metalloendopeptidase activity; calcium ion binding; zinc ion binding
Source: RefSeq, a predicted model, not a curated record